AUGAACCGCAUUCACCGCUUCGCGUGCGCCGUUGCUUCCCUUGUGGCACUUUUGGCCCUGUCAGCCUGCACCGGCGACGGUUACGGCACGGCGGCCAUCUACAGCCCGCUGGUCGAAGACGAGAUCCGCGUGAUCAUGCCGGCCAACGCGCCGUCGAUCUCCCAGCAGUUCCGCGUCGCAGGCAAUCGCGGCGGCCGCAGCAACCCGUCCUCCUUCCAUGAGGGGAUCGACAUCAUCGCCCGCGUCGGCACGCCCGUGAUCGCCGCCGCGCCGGGCCGCGUCACGGAUUCUUUCAUGGAGCCCAUGUACGGCAACCGGGUGGUGAUCGAUCACGGCGUCGACGCCACCGGACGCCGGACGCGCACCGUCUACAUGCAUCUCGACAGCCGCCGCGUGCAGCCUGGCAUGCAGGUCGCGCGCGGCCAGCAGAUCGGCACGAUGGGCCGCACGGGCAUCCUCGCCGCGGCGAUCUCGCACCUGCAUUUCGAAGUGCACCGCACGCGCGGCCGCAGAAUCGUGGCACCCCAGGACCCGCAUUUGUUCUGGGCCGAUGGCGUCGGACGCGUCACCUGCUUCGAUCCAGAGCGCCCCGUCGAUGACGGCGUGUUCCGCACCACCUACCCGGUGCCCUGCAGGGAGAGUGCAUCGCGCUGA
This is a messenger RNA of Effrenium voratum, 654 nucleotides long. NCBI's taxonomy places the organism in Eukaryota, Dinophyceae, Suessiales, Symbiodiniaceae. The record is from the annotation of a GenBank genome assembly.